AUGAGUAGGCCAGAGCAACACACCAGAAGCAGUUCAAGGGCUGACUCAACUGACUCAACUGUGUCUCAGCAUCAUCAUCGCAACAGUUCAAUAGAUGCAGCGGCCAAAUUGAAAAGAGAGCUUAGUCACGCUAGUUCUAAUGGCCACACACGUUCAUCCAGCUUUGCUAAGGGCGACAGUCAGCUUCGGCAUCAUUCGAGUGCUGGCACGGAGAAGUCAGUCAAUGGAGCAGUAAAAAUGGACAAUUACGAAGGACACUCACCAAGGACAUCUUCUAAUGGUUCGGUCUCAAACAUCAAGGCAGACGAGCAUAUUCCAGCAGGCAACAAGUUGUUCGUUCAUCGUAGUGCAUCCGACUGCUCUGAAGCAUUACGAAUCGUGUCUGACUACUUCAUUCGACACUUUAAACGGAAGGAAGUCAUUGAAAAAUAUGCUGCUGAAAAACAAAAACAAGACUCUGAGAAGCAGAAAUCUGGGGAAGCUGGGGAGAAAGAUCAAAAUGAGAACCCUGUUGUAGUAGGUACACAAAAGCAGAUCAAGCAAGCUGAAGAGGAUUUCUUGGAUGAUGUUUAUGACUUCCAUGUCAUGUUGACAUAG
Fomitiporia mediterranea MF3/22 is the source of this 597-nucleotide messenger RNA. RefSeq lists its product as uncharacterized. The coding region runs from base 1 to 597 and encodes 198 amino acids. NCBI's taxonomy places the organism in Eukaryota, Fungi, Basidiomycota, Agaricomycetes, Hymenochaetales, Hymenochaetaceae. The transcript is spliced from 2 exons. The record is from RefSeq and is a predicted model, not a curated record.